AUUGUUCUCGAUGGAUUAAUUUCAGGUGGACCUUGUGAUCAGAAUGAUUUAAGUUUUGAGCUAAUUACGGGCUUUGUUUAUUCAUCUUCAUCGGAAUCAAUUGCAACUAUACCGGGAACUUUACGAUUAACUGAUUGUCUCAAUAGAUGCCGAUCCAAUUCAACUUGUCAAUCGCUUAACUUUGAGACGGGACUUUGUGUCCUUUUUAGUACCAGUGCCUCUAAUCGUCCAGCCUCAUUGAAUAAAUCACAUUUUCCCGUGUUUACAAUUUAUGCACAGAAAAUUUGUCUUGGUGUUACAAUUGAACCGGUCUGCCAAAAAUCGUGGGUCUUUGAAACUGUUCCAAGUCAUAUAUUGACCGGUUAUACCUCUAAAUUGGCCUCAUCUCCGACCAAAUCAGAUUGUAUGGUUAAAUGUUACACUGAGACCAGUUUUCAAUGUCGAUCAGCUAAUUACAAUCGAGCUACCGGUGAAUGUAGUUUAUCAGAAAUGGAUCGACAUUCAAUUGUUACACCAUUUAGUACCGAUCGUCACUUCAGAUCAGCUCCUGGUCAAGAAUAUAUUGAAAAUAAUUGUAUUCAAGAGCCUAAAAAAUUGUGUGAAUUUAAAACGAUACGAGGACGAUUAUUGAAAACUGUUGAUUCAGUUUAUCCGGAGAUUAAAUCAACUGAUGGAUGUCGAGCUAAAUGUUUACAAUCAGAAUUUCGUUGUUUCUCAUUUGAUCUUGGAGAUCCAACAAUUAGUAAAGUUUGUCGAAUCUCUCAUCUUGAUUCAUCAUCAACUAAUCACAUAAACGAUGCUUAUUUUGAGAUUCCUCCAGCAGUUUCCUAUGAGCUUACUUCUUGUUACGAUGUCGAUAUUGUUUGCCGAUCUCGAGAUAUGCUGACCAGAGUUCGAACCAACAGGAUUUUCAAUGGUAAAAUUUACGGUAAAUCGAAGCCCAAUUCCUGUGUAAUGGACAUUAACAAUAGUCUAUCAUUUGAAUUAUCGUUGGGCUAUAAUGAUGUUGAUUGUGCUGUUAAACGUGAUGAUGGUGCUAAAUAUACAUCAGAAAUUGUCCUUCAACAUCAUGAUUUAAUUGUCACCACCAAAGAUCUUGGCCUAUCUGUCCAGUGUUCAUAUGAUUUGACCAAUAAAACUGUGGUCAAUACCGUUGUCUUUGAAUCAGAUGGUGAGAUAAUUGGUGCAGCUAAAGAUGAAAGAUUUGUCCACUCGUCGAUCGUUGAUUCCCCGAAUGUGACAAUUACCGUUACCGAUAGACUUGGAUCUCCAAUUCGAGCGGCAAAGAUUGGUGAUCAAUUAACUUUACGAUUUUCAAUUAUCGAUGAACCUUCACCGUAUGAAAUUUUCAUCCGUUCAUUAGUGGCCUCCGAUGGAGUAGAUGGAAGUGAAAUUGAACUUAUCGGUGCCGAUGGUUGUCCUAUUGAUAUCGCCGUGAUGGGACCAAUAUCACGAAUCAAAGGAGCGGCCAAAACCCUUGAGACAACCUUUGAAGCGUUUAAAUUUCCGACCUCAGAUAUUGUCAACUUUCGAGCGGUAGUAUCACCGUGUUUGGCCAAAUGUCAGCCGAUCCAUUGUUUCUCGGAUGGUUUUGAUGGUUCAACCCAAGAAUCAUUUUCCUAUGGUAAACGAAGACGAAGAAGACGAAAUGUCCACCAAUCGACACCACCACCAACAGAACAAGAUCUAAUUGUCCUACAAUCGAUUCGUAUUCAAGAUGGUUUCGAUUUCAUCGAAGGUAAAAAUCAACCCAAACAAACACCAACCAAACGAGAUGGACGAUAUGAUAUAAUUAAAGACUCAAAAAGUAUUCCAAAUGAAUUGAAUUUAUCUUCUCAAUCAUCGUACUCAUCAUUUAACUGCCUAACAUAUACUGGACUUGUAUUAAUCUUCAGCAUUUUAUUGAUCACACAAAUUGUUGUCCUAAUUGCUUGGUCAAUUUGCCGUUCAUCUUGGUCGAGAAAUGAUCAACUUGAAAAAUUAACUCUAUCACGAUCAUUAACAUCGACUAAUCUAUUAACAGCUAAAUCCAAUUAUAACCACAAUUUACAUCAUCAUCAUGGUAAUUUUUCCGAUAAAUGUUUGACCAUUCAACCAUUUACCACGAAAGGAUCAGCUUCAUCCUCAUCCUCAUCACCAUCACCUUCAUUUGCUAGUCAAUUGUAUAUAUUACAAUCAAUGGAUAAUAAUAAGUACCGUUAGAAUCUGCUUUUAAUUAGAUUCUAAUUGAAAAAUAUUGUUAUUUAUUCAUCAUUUGAAUCACUUUUUUUUAUACUUCUUCAUGUCCAUCUUUUUGUGCCAGUUUGAUCAUUUGACCAAUAUAACGAUUGUUUCCUAUUUGAGGAACAAUUAACCAUAACAAUCAACAACAAUUGACUUAAUUAAAUCAACUUGUAACUAAACCUCAAUUAAUCAAUGUAAUCAAAUGUUUUCUUCAGUGUAAAUCCUUAAUGGAGAAGCAUUUUUCCCCUUUUACUUUUAAUUGUAAAUAACAUUUUCCAAUCUAAUAUUUUCGCCUCGUGUUUAAAUGUCCAACAACGACAACAAUAAUUACUAUUAUCAGGCGAGCUCAGAAUCUCCCGAAGUGACCACUUCUGAUGGGACAAGAGUUGUUGACAAUCCAUUAUUUGAUAAUCCUGAAAAGAGUUUAAUCAUCGCAACAAUAACUUUAAUAUUCCUCAUUAUCCUUUUAUUGAUACUUUGUAAAUUUCGUUUUGGUUCAAAUAAUGUUGGUCCAGUUUCGUCUAAUCAACAAGCUGAUGGCAAUGUCGGCGGUAGAUGGCCGAUGCUAGGUCCAAGACCUAAGGUGCAAAGUGAACUUUCUGAAAAUCAAACGUAUCCCCGAUCACUUUCAACCAAAUCGCUGUCCACUACAAGCCCAAUAUUACAAACAUCAAAAGUUGUUGGACUUUCGAGUAACAUAUCACAAGGACCAUCAUCGACAUUGAAUCAAUUUCGUAUAAAAUCAUCGGCUUUUAUUCAAAAACUUGUGAAUUGGAAAGCAGAUCGACUUGAUGUUACAUCUAAAUGUCCAGAAAAAUUUAACUCGAUUAAAGUCGAUGAAACUAUCACUCGAAGGACGGAAAGUCCAAAAUGCAAAGAAAUCGUAACUUUAUUACCAAUUGUUUCACCAAAUAAAAUUAUCCCACAAGUUACUUUGAAAGUGAUACCAAUAGUUGAGAAGAAAAGUAAUCAAGUCUCGAAAAUAAAGGUUGUAUCUCAGACCAAGGCCAAUUUAUCGACCAAGAAACGAUCAUCAUCAUCGUCAUCGGCAUCAUUUAAAUCAAAAUCUUCCAAAUCAACAUCACCACCACGAAUUUCAAUGGAACAGAAACAAAGACCAAAACAAAAAUCUAGAAAAUCCAAAAGCUAUAGUAAAAAAAUGAUUGGUCGAAUUGGUAAUUUGAAUUAAUCGGUAAACAAUUAAGAGUAGCAAAAAAAAACUAAAAUGUAAACACAAUUAAAAUCGCAACACCAAUCAACAAAGUUUGGUCCCGUUCCGAGUCUCUAUGUGACCUAUUUCCAUGUAAAUCCAAGCAAACCAAUCAAAUAUUAAUAAAUUGUUUGUAAAUAUUUUCCAUCAA
This is a messenger RNA of Panonychus citri (citrus red mite), 3584 nucleotides long. RefSeq lists its product as uncharacterized. The annotation marks the transcript as partial. The record is from RefSeq and is a predicted model, not a curated record. The transcript is spliced from 5 exons. Lineage: Eukaryota; Metazoa; Arthropoda; Arachnida; Trombidiformes; Tetranychidae.